ACUGGUAGCUUCUGGAACCCAGUUAGGGUCCCAAGAAAAAGAAACUAUUAUCUGGAAGCGAAGAAAAAAAAUGUCCAACUUGAGGAGACUAUCAGCCAUCCAUUGAAAACUAUUAGUGUUGUGGAAGUAAAAAGUACAGAAAAACGUGGGACACCUAUAAAAGGAGCAGGGGCCAGCAAACCUGUAAAGACUGAAAUAUUUGAUCCCUUAAGUUCUGCUUUGGAGGGUUCAGAUCCAUUGUCUAUGUUUGCUGCUGAAGUCCACACACAGAGUACAUCUAAGACCCGAAGCUCCAGUCUGAAGGAGAAUAGGACACACAAUCCAAGUGAUGAUCUGGAUGAAACUUUUGAACCAUGGAGUGCCAAGAAAGCCAGCAUUCUUACCAAGUACAGCACUUCAGAGAAACUCUCCAUUACCACCAGCUUUUUGUCAGCUUCAGAUAAGGAGAAAGUUGUCAUCAAGGCAGUGACGGCCACCACAGUGACAGACAAAGUCAGAAACAGACUGGAACAAUUGGAUGACUUUGAAGAGGGGUCUGUUCAAGAAAUGUUGAACCUUAGUCAACAGGAUUAUGUGAACCGCAUCGAUGAACUGAACCAAGCUCUUAUAAAUGCCUGGGACAAUGAUCAAAGAGUGAAGGCUCUUAAAAUAGCUAUCCAGUGUUCCAAGCUGUUAGCAGACACGUCAGUGAUCCAAUUCUACCCCAGCAAGUUUGUCCUUAUUACAGACAUACUGGACACAUUUGGAAGAUUGGUAUAUGACAGACUGAAGGAAAAAGCCAUGUAUUACCCACCAGGAAGUGGAGUUCCAGUCAAAUUACCUGACAAUUUCACACCUGACCAAGUGCCUGAGUCGGCCAAAGAGACAUGUCGGAACUGGUUUUACAAGAUAGCAUCGAUACGGGAGCUGAUACCUCGAUUCUAUGUGGAAACAGCCAUUCUGAAGUGUUACAGCUAUCUCAACCAAGGGGAGUAUAGAGAUGCGCUUAAUAGAUUGAUGGCCAUGAUCAAGGGAAUAGGAGAUCCACUGGUUGCUAUUUAUGCUCGUUGUUAUCUCAGCAGAGUUGGGAUGCUGAUAGCUCCAACAAUCAGUGACCACUUGAUGCCCUGUUUUGAUGACUUCCUUGCCUCCUACACACAAAUCCAAGGGGAUCAUGUACAGAAUGUGCUAGCCAUGCAGAAGUUGGAGAUGCCUAAGUAUCUGACACUGUUUUCUCCCGCUCUCGACUGGCUGCUACAAUGUAUUGCCAAUAAAUCAUCCGAACAGACACUCAUGGACAUUCUACAAAAGUUCAAAAAGCACUGUAAAAGUGCUCUGCUGUUGAACUCCAUCAUUUCUGCAUUCAAACCGGAAUAUAUUGCUGUUCGAGCUGUGGAGUUUACAGAGAUGAUCCGGGAAAGUGAAGACACUGGUUUUCCAAAGCAUUUGUUGCAUCGAACCUUAGGGCUGUGCCUUGUGAUGGCUUCACCACCUGAGGAACAAAAACUUACUGUCCUUAAUGAAGUAUGGAAGGCCGUCAUGAAAUUAAAAAAUCCAGCGGAUUACAUUGGCAGUGCUGAGAUAUGGAUUGAAUAUGUAGUUUUAAAUUUUGGUAAGAGAGAAGUGAAUACUAUUCUAGCAGAUAUAAUCAAACACAUGACUCCUGACCGGGCGUUUGAAGAUUACUACCCUCAGCUGCAGUCUGUUGUUGCCAAAGUUGUAACCCACAUACACAACUUCUCCACACUGUUUUCAUUGAAUAAGUUUCUGCCAUUCAUAGACAUGUUCCAAAAGGAGGCUGUUAAAGUGGAUAUUUGUAAGACUAUAAUGGAAGCGUUUGCCAAACACCAGAUGGAACCCACAAAUGAUCCUGUGAUUAUAAACGCGUUAACAUUCAUCUGUAAAACUAUGCAUGACUCGGUCAACGCACUCACCUUAGCUGAUGAGAAAAAGAUGGUGAGUCAUCUAAUUUCCAAUUUUGUCCGCAAGAUUUCAUUUGGGAAAGAUUUCGAACAGCAGCUUAGUUUUUACGUCGAAGCCAGAUCAGCUUUCACGAAUCUUGAUCUAGUCCUCAUUCAACUUGUACAGAAUGUAAACAAUUUAGCCAUAGAAACAAGAAAAGUUGUUCAUGGAAAUCACUCAAGAAAGACUGGAAACUUUGUACGGGCCUGUGCUGCGUUUUGCUUCAUCACCAUACCCUCUCUACAGUCCACUAUGGCUCAGCUUCAUCUGUACCUCCUAUCUGGCCAGGUAGCCCUGCUAAACCAGUGUUAUAGUCAAGGAGACUCGUGUCUUAAGGCUGCAAUAUCGCUAAUUCCUGAUGUACCGAAACAGCUUGACCUUGAUGGAAAGUCAAGGUCAUCUGAGCCCUUCCUUAUAGAGUUUCUCUACAACUUCCUGUCAACGCUGCUAGCAGUCCCGGACAACCCUGACUCUGGCGUUCUGUACUUGUUGCGUGGUCUCCUUAACAUCCUACAAAACUACACAUGGGAACAGAGUGCGGACACCAAGGUACAGAUUUACACACGAGUGUUGGCACAACUGUCCGCUGCCAGUCAGGAGGUGUAUCUGUAUCAUGUUGAUAAAGUUGAUGGAAAUGAUUCCAUGUAUGGAUCUGACCCAAAGUUCCUAGCUGAGGUCAACGGUAUUUGUUCCACACUACUAGAGGAAAUCCUCAACCACCUGAAGACACUGACUGCACCAGAGAUGCACAAAAGACAAAGUUUUCUAGCAUUAGAGCUCUUCAAUACCUUAAUUUGUCAUGGUGACAUGGCCAACAAACAGUCGUUUACGUUGGCAACCAACCUUUGGAACCUGGCACAGAAACAUGGCCAAAAUGAUACCAAACAAAUGGUGCGGUGUUAUGAUCUAGUGAAGAGGAAGGCUGAUUGUACUGGAGAUAGAGCUCUGGAGGAGUUGGUGAAGAGACUUCCACUGGAUUCUCGAGCAUAAAAAAGAGAUUACUGAAAAAACAUUUUGAUCCACCAAAUAGAGAUAAAUAUAUAGAGAUUGUAUUGUAAGUGGUCAGCUAUUGGGGUUCACUUCUGGACUGCUAAAGGUAUAUCGUCAGAGAGUAGAGAAUGGCUUUAUCGUGCGACCUCUGUUCGACUUUUUCUUGUAAAGUAUUAUUCUGUCUGGCUUAAGGAGACAAGAGAAUUUUUUAUUUAGACAAUCAUUCUGGAAUUUCAACAGCAGAGCUUUCACGUGUCAACUUAAAUAAAAUCUGGAUUUUUAUACAAUUAACAAUCAUUAGAGUGAAUGCAGAGGCUAAAAUAUUUCCAGUAAGUAUGGAAUCAAGACUGGGAUUAUCAUUUUGCAAGUCCAUUGUCAUAUUUAUCGACUCCUGAUAGUCUCAAAUCUCAAAUUUCAUAGGUAAGAUUCUUAAAUAUCUCAGCAUUUGUCAAAUAUAAAGUAUUGUAGCCAUCAAUAUGAAAGCCAAAAAAUUGUUUAGGCACUAUAGAUAUAGUGUAACAUUACAUACAGCACUUACUAUUUACAGUGAGGUAUUGCGAUAUUACCAGACAUUAGGAGUGCUUUAAGAUCAGGUCCUAUAUCCAUACAUUCCAUUAGUUCAAUUUCUAUGGUGUUUAGAUACUGAGGAGGGUGAGAAGUUUUGUGAUGAGAGUCCACUGAAUUUAUAAAGGUAACAUUUUUAAGAAGUUUGUUUCAAAACCCUCAUUAGAUAGAUGAACAGUGUGAAGCGUAUUGUGAUGUACAAAGUAUGAAGUUUUGAUGGAAGGAAAAGACUUUUCGCCAACAAAUUUUACCAGUCGGACAAUAUAUUUAGUGAAGAAGUAUACAAUUCUGAAAUUACUUUUCAGGGACUGAAUUACUGUUGAUUGACAAUUUUCAGUCCAGGUUUGGAUUGACUCCACUUUUGUUUCCCGCAUCGCUACGUUAAUUGAAGGAAUUAUUUACACUAAGAGAAGCUACUGUUUCACUGACCAUUUCAGUACAGAUUUGUUAAGAAACUUGUUUAAUUGGGAAAAUGCUACAUAACAAGUUGUGAUAGAACAAAGUAUGGGUGUAUCGUAAAUAUGUUGUAAACAUACGAUGAUUGAAUGAAUGACAGAUGGAGAAUUUCUGGAAGGGCGAGUGUAAAAUUCGAAUCGUGAUUUAGAUGUGUUUCUCUCAAAGAUAUCCCGAUGUCUACCAGUAUUUUUGUUUAAAGUAAAGAAGAAAUAGAUUUGGAGGUCUUGGAAGUGACAACGAUUCUUUUGUUAUAUAUCUAUAUAGGUAACGUACAUCCUAAUACAUGUAUUGCCAAUUUCAAUCUGUUAAGAUCUAGUGUCUAUUGUUGUUGCUUGCUCGAGACCCAUGUUUUUUCGGAAGGUUGUCCUGACUCUUCAAACAUGUAUUGUUGUGCUAAAUAUCAUGUUUAAAACUGAUUUUUAUAUAAAACUAUAUUUAAUAUUAAUUAUAUAAAAACAAUAUCUAGUGAAUAUACUGUAAAAAUAUGCGGAUAAUGUAGUGAUUACUGUGAAUGUGUGAAUUUUUAAUCAUUGCGCUUACUUACUGAAAAGUGAUACUGCGCUUAAAUUUGAUUACGCCAAAUGAAGAAUGUUUACAGUAAACUUUUUUGGCUUCACCAGUACUGAAGUGCUGUAGUUAUUGAUAAAUUGUCUCUUAUUUUUUACAAUGUGCAAUAAAA
Ylistrum balloti is the source of this 4630-nucleotide messenger RNA. RefSeq names its product VPS35 endosomal protein-sorting factor-like. The transcript is spliced from 26 exons. The annotation marks the transcript as partial. The record is from RefSeq and is a predicted model, not a curated record. Gene Ontology annotation, biological process: endocytic recycling. Lineage: Eukaryota; Metazoa; Mollusca; Bivalvia; Pectinida; Pectinidae. Gene Ontology annotation, cellular component: endosome.